CGCCAGACAGGAGACAGGGAGAACGUCCACCGAACGGGUGCGUGCCACGAGAGAAUACUACAAGACCUUCCUUCCCUGAGGCACUAGAACUGGCCUCGAAGUACGACUCUACCCCCGGCAGCCGGUGUAGUGUCAGGUGUGUACGUUUGUGUCUAUAUGUGCUGUUCAUGGCGGCCACACACGCACUGCACUGACGUGAUGCUGUCUGUACAAACAUGCACAUUGCAUACACCCCUCCCCCCGCCGUCGCUCGAUCAUCUCUGUACAGGUGGUUUGAGAUAUCUGUCAUGUGCUGACUGGGAUGUACAGGAUUAAGUGAGUCCCUCACCCACUCAAUCUUGUACAUGCCUGUCCCCACAUGACAGAUAUCUCAAACCACUUUGUCAGCUGCGGGAGUAAUCUGCUUCAUGGGAGAGGGGAUCGACCGCUGGUAGGGGUCCAGCACAUGGAUGCCGCGCUUCCAAUCCAACGCACGACCCCUGCACUCAUGCCCAUGCAUCCAUCAAACACAAAGUGUGUGGUGUCUUGAUGGCCGGCUAAGUGGCUGACCUGCUGGGCGAGGCGACGAAGGGCGACCUGGACACCUCGGGGAAGUGGUGGUGCUUCAUCUGGUACAUCAGCAAACUCCCUGGUGAACGGACACGAUACCAAGCUCCCACGUGUUGGUUUGGCGCAUGUGUGUAUGUGAUGUGAUGUUUCUUCUUCCGACCUGACACAGCGACGUCGAGAUUGCGCAUGUCGAAGUCGGGCAGGUCGACGGGAUGCUGUGGACACAACGACUGACUGUGACAGCUGAGCUGCCUGCCUGCCUGCAUGGCUGACCUCUAUCCUGAGCUUGCGCGCCUUCUGGGGUAUCCCAAACGGCGCAUAGUACUCCUCACGCACCAUCAGACACACACCUAAUCGACACACGCGCAGAAGCUGGUAAAGAAAUGCAAUUACUCUUCCUCUCCCGCACCCGUAUCUGCGCAUACCUCUUUCCUUUGUGAAGUCCUGCUGCGUGAUGUCUGCGCCGCGGUAGUGCGCCGCCGUCAGGCACAGCUUGUAAUGGUCCACGAACUUCAUCAAGUCGUCCAGGGUCCCAUACCUGCACGCCAUAAAACAGCGAGCAAAGCGAUCCAUCAAUUCGCUGUGUGGCUGUGUACCUGUGUGGCAGGUAGAACAGUGCGCCCUGCGAUGCCCUGAUGGCGUCAUGGUGCAGCGGGUCCACACACGUGGGCAAGAAGAAGGCACCGUGCCAAUGCAUCGACACCUGCACACACACGCACACACACAGAUACAUAUGUCCAAGGACGAUGAUGAUGUACGCCAGGCAGCUUACCGCAGACCGCAGGAGUGUGCCGAGCAGUGCAGGGUCCUCAAUGUAAUCGAACACCAGCAUCAACCUGCACACAACACAACACACGCAUACAAUACAUUCUCCCUCCUCCCAUGCGGCCCAUAUCUGGCUGGCUGGCUGGCUGGCUGGCUCGCUGACAGACUGACCGUGGGUCGCCGAAGGCGUCUGUUGGUGCGGGCAUGUCGAUCUCGCCGACGAUGCCGCCGUCGAACGACUUGAGGUGCGCCACGCGCCGCAGCAGCUUCUGAUCCACCUGGUACCACCCACCCUCCUCCAUCCAAAUGCCAUGGUCACUCGGCAGCGCAUCUCUGCACGCAAACAAACGAGAGAGGGAGGGAGGGAGGGAGGGAGGGACAUUCAUCGUGGGGGGAAGGUUCUCUCUGCGUUAAUGAAUGCGUACGUGGUGAGGACGCGCUUGAAGACGUAUUUGUCGCUGAGUUCUCGCAGGAGCUUCCAGCCCGACACCACACAGGUCUCCUUGCGCAGCCGAUAGCUCCUGUUGGUGCUCAGCUUCAUCAAGUGCUCGAUGACGGGAUCAUGCGCAGACACGAUCUUCCUCUUGCGUGGUGGGCCGGUGGCCGUCACGGCCCUGCUGAGGGCCGACAGCUCAUCGGUUGAUGGCGGGGUAGCAUUGCGGCGAUGCCCUGGCGUCAGAUCUUUGGGCAGAUGGGCGAACUUCUUGUAUACAAUGCGCGAUGCUGUGCGGGACGACAUCUCGAUUGAUGAGUUAUGCUGCACCACCAGAACAGAUGACGUAAGGAAUGACUUCCCUCGGCG
This is a messenger RNA of Vitrella brassicaformis, 2116 nucleotides long. NCBI's taxonomy places the organism in Eukaryota, Vitrellaceae. The record is from the annotation of a GenBank genome assembly.